Molecule: messenger RNA, 2415 nt
Organism: Mugil cephalus (flathead mullet)
Lineage: Eukaryota; Metazoa; Chordata; Actinopteri; Mugiliformes; Mugilidae
Gene: aldh9a1b
Product: aldehyde dehydrogenase 9 family, member A1b
Exons: 12
Coding region: 192-1748 (518 amino acids)
Molecular function (GO): aminobutyraldehyde dehydrogenase (NAD+) activity; 4-trimethylammoniobutyraldehyde dehydrogenase (NAD+) activity
Source: RefSeq, a predicted model, not a curated record
UUUGCUCCGUUUCCUGGACCGGCCUCAGCAAAGAUAGCGUUUAGGUAGUGAUAGUGUUUUAGGUUGUCACGCCUAAGAUUAGCCGUUGCAUUUACAUUAGUACUUUUAAUAACCGCAUUUUAUGUGAAGAAGCCUCUGUUUAGUUAUAUAUUUGCAAAACUUCAUAAAUCAGCUGGUGGCCACGUUUGAACAUGUUCCAGAGGCUCGCUGCGUUCCCGGGCCGGAGGCGGGCCGUCGCUCCUCUCGCGGCGGCGGCACGGUGCGUCUCCUCGGGCUCCGUGGACAUCACGGCCCCGCUGAACUUCUGGGCCGGGAAGAGAAGGACGUGCCCGGAGGAAGGCAGCAAGGAAAGAGUCUACGAACCUGCAACGGGACGAGUCUUGUGUCACCUGGACUCGUGUGGUGCCGUGGAGGUUAAUCAGGCUGUGAAGUCCGCCAAGUCAGCCUUUGACCAAUGGAGCAAACUGUCAGGGAUGGAGAGGGCGAGGAUCAUGAUAGAGGCCGCCCAUAUCGUUGAGGCCAGGAGAGAGGAGAUCGCUGAAAUGGAGGUGGUCAACAAUGGGAAGUCCAUCACAGAGGCCCGCAUGGAUGUGGACUCUGCCAGACUGUGCAUAGAGUACUACGCAGGAAUGGCCAGCAUUCUGGCAGGCCAACAUAUCCAGUUGCCCGGUGGCUCCUUUGCCUAUACUCGCAGGGAGCCCCUAGGAGUCUGUGUCGGCAUCGGUGCUUGGAACUAUCCGUUUAUGAUAGCUUCGUGGAAGUCCGCUCCAGCCCUGGCCUGUGGUAACUCCAUGGUGUUUAAGCCGUCACCAGUGACCCCUGUGACAGCCGUCCUCUUGGCAGAGAUCUAUGCAAAGGCCGGAGCUCCAGAGGGGCUGUUGAACGUGGUGCAGGGCGGCCAGGAGACUGGCAGCUUACUGUGUCACCACCCUGAUGUCGCUAAGGUGUCCUUCACUGGGAGCGUCCCCACAGGACAGAAGAUUAUGGAGAUGGCAUCUAAGGGGGUUAAACCGGUGACGUUGGAGCUGGGGGGGAAAUCUCCCCUGCUCAUCUUUCAGGACAGUGACCUGGAGAACGCUGUGAGGGGAGCUCUCAUGGCCAACUUCCUGUCUCAAGGCCAGGUGUGCAGCAAUGGCACAAGGGUCUAUGUUCAGAGAUCUAUUCUGCCUGAGUUUGUGAAGGAGGUGGUGAAGAGGACCAAAGCAAUUCAAAUAGGAGACCCUAUGUUAGAAAGCACCAGGAUGGGAGCACUGGUCAGCCGGCCGCAUCUAGAUAAAGUCCUGUCAUUUGUUGACCAAGCAAAGAAAGAGGGAGCCAAAGUGUUGUGUGGAGGUGAACCUUUUGUCCCGUCCGAUCCCAAACUCAAAGGUGGAUACUACAUGACUCCAUGUGUACUGGGCGACUGCACAGAUGACAUGACUUGUGUAAAGGAGGAGAUCUUUGGCCCAGUCAUGUCUGUGUUGUCCUUUGAAACCGAAGAGGAGGUGCUCCUGAGAGCCAAUGACACCACUAUGGGUCUGGCUGCAGGAGUUUUCACCAGGGAUGUGAGUCGAGCCCAUCGUGUGGUCGAACACCUCAAAGCUGGUUCCUGUUUCAUCAACAACUACAACAUCACUCCUGUGGAGGUGCCUUUUGGAGGCUUCAAAAUGUCAGGUAUAGGACGGGAGAACGGCCAAGUGACAAUUGAACACUACACCCAGCUGAAGACUGUGUUUGUGGAGAUGGGAGACGUGGACAGCCUGUUCUAGGACAUACAGUCAGAGGAGGCUGAGGCUCUGACACAGAGCUUGAGACUGAAACAGACGACCUAUACCGAACAUCUCUUCCCUCAGUCAAGGAAAUACCAUUGAAACGUUUUUGCUCAGUUACAAGAAACAAGCCUUGAUCAAGGGACCUCAACUUGUCCGUCCUUGAAGUGAUUUGUUGGUUGUUGUUUUGUUUUGUUUUUGUUUUUGAAAUGAAGGAAACUGCAUCAAAAUGUAAGGGAAACUGAGGCUGUGGCCACAAAGUAGAACAGUGGUGAUGCAACAUUGGAAACAUUCAAAUUAAUUGGCAUCAUUGUCUCGGCCAAACUAAUUGAUGUAAAGGUUAUUCAUUGAAUCUUAGCUGAUUUCAGUUACUAAAGUGUAAAUGAGUUUCACAUUACGAUUUAAGUGCACCACACGUACCUUAGUUACUAAAAUCAAACUUUAUUGAACUAUACACAUCUUCCUUUUUUUUGUAUGUGGCGAUUACUAAAAAGAAUGAAGCACCUUUAAAAAGUUUAUAUAUGAAAUGAAUGUACAAUUUAGUACAAUGUUGUUUACAUUAGAGCUAUGACAACAGCUUCUGACGUUGUCGCUACAGUGACUUAACAAAUGAACCUGUCAAACACAUUUAGUAAUCUGUAAUAUAACAUAAAGAGCGUUAAAAGAA